Sorex araneus (European shrew) is the source of this 1492-nucleotide messenger RNA. It is a transcript of the gene CIMAP1D, whose product is annotated as outer dense fiber of sperm tails 3 like 2. The transcript is spliced from 4 exons. The record is from RefSeq and is a predicted model, not a curated record. The coding region runs from base 44 to 967 and encodes 307 amino acids. NCBI's taxonomy places the organism in Eukaryota, Metazoa, Chordata, Mammalia, Eulipotyphla, Soricidae. Gene Ontology annotation, cellular component: cytoskeleton; cytoplasmic microtubule.
UUCAACCAGGACCUGCGCUGCCAGGUUGCCCUGAGGCACGGAAAUGGACCGUGCCCUGAGGCUGUCACCCUGUGCCCGAGAGAUGACAGCAUGCUGGGCUCUGGGCUUUCUGGGUGACAGUUCGCUCAUCUGCAGGGAGCAGAAAUGGUGCCAAGCACGCUCCUGGGUCGCACUCGGGGCUCAUUCUGGCCUGGAACGAGGAUCCAAGUCCGGCCCGCAAGCCCCUCCACCCACGACAGACGCGGCCAAGCAGGAUUCCACCAAGGGCGCCGCAGGGGCCGGCUCUCUUCUUCGGGAGUCCAGCUCUGUCGCGGAGGACACCAGCCCUGGUCCCAUCUACUUCCUGGACCCAAAUGUCACCCGCUUCGGCCGCAUCUGCCCGCCCGCCUACUCCAUACAAGGCAGGGGUAAAUCCCGGGGUCUGGAGGUGACACCAGGUCCUGGAGCCUACAGCCCAGAGAAGGUGGCCCCUGUGCGCCAGAGGACACCCCCAGCCUUCACCUUGGGCUCCCGCCUGCGCCCGCAGCCGCUGGACACCUCGGCGCCCGCCCCCAACACCUACACGCUGCCCUCCCUUUGGGGCGCCCACAUCUUCAUCAAGCCCAGUAGCCCCUCCUACACCGUGGCGGGCCGGCCGCCCCCACUGCGCCCCGCGCAGGACCCCGCUGAGAUCCCCGGGCCCGGCCAGUACGAGAGCCCGAACCCCGACGCCUACCGCCAGCGCCUGCCCGCCUUCACCAUGCCGGGGCGCGCCCGGGCUCUGCGACCCCUGAUGGAGACCCCGGGGCCGGGGACCCACAGCCCCGAGCACGUGACAGUCACCAAAGCCCGGGCCCCCGCGUUCACCAUGGGCAUCCGCCACUCCAAACGCGCCUCCACCAUGGGCUCGGAUACCUGCAGCGUGGGCCGACUCUCCACCUUGCGACCCCGGGAAGUGAGGUGCAAAGCUCUGGUGGGCCUGGUCUGACUGGGAGGGGGGACAGAGCUGCUACACACACAUACUCCCCUGCGCGCGCACGAGCGCACACACACACACACACACACACACACACACACACACACACACACGACACCUUUCCUGAAUUCUCUGAGCUGCUUCUAGGUCAGGACGCUCUCUGUCCCCGGGGGCAGUGACCCCUCUGCCUUGGACAAGGCGAGCCUCCGUCCAGCGUCCCAGUUCCUUAAGGCCAGUGACGCCCGGCCAAGCCGUGCCAGACUGAGAAAGGGACACCCUGGCCCUCCCCAGCGGCCGGCUGCAGAUGGCAUUUCCUGUGACCCAGAACUCAGUGUCCAACGGCUGGUCAGGGCUUGGGUCCCCAACACAGCACAGCCGGGGGGAGGGGGGUUUCUCUGCCAAACUCGGGCUAGUCCCUGCUUCUCGUGAUGCUCAAGACACCUGGUGUGAUUUCAGCCAAAGUGUCCCCCCAGGUCCCUGCCACCUCUCUGCCCCUCUCUCCCCAGCCACUGGCCAAUAAACGUUGGUGUCUCUGAA